GAACUGAUGAAACGGGAAUUUGGGGGACUGGAACCCUGGCAUGUGGAUCGGGAAAAACACCGCCACCACUCCCCGGGCGGUUCCAGUGUGCCAGCGCUCCUGAUUCGCACCUGUGCGGCUGGUUCAACGCGACGCCUGCACGCAGCCUCCACAGAGCUGGCGGGGAUUGGAAUAAACGGACCGGGAAUGGGCGCAGGUGGUCCAGCCCCCGCCCCCGCCCGGGCCUCGUGCGGCCCCAGGUGAGCGAGUGAAAGCCCGGCCUCUGCAGCCUCCGCCCCACCAUGGACCCGGCGCCUGGCACUCUGGAUCUCCGCGCGGCGACGCCCGCGCUCCUGGGCGUCCCGCAGGCGGAGGUGCUGGAGGAGGUGUUGCGGGAGGAGUUCGGGCCGCUGCCCCAGCUGGCCGCCAUCUGCCGGCUCAAACGGCUGCCCUCGGGCGGCUACUCUUCCACCGAAGACCUCCAGUUGGUGCUGGAGCGAAGGCGCGUGGCCAACGCUAAGGAGCGCGAGCGGAUAAAAAAUCUCAACCGUGGUUUUGCCAAAUUGAAGGCACUUGUGCCAUUUCUUCCCCAAAGCAGGAAGCCCAGCAAAGUUGAUAUCCUUAAAGGCGCAACUGAAUAUAUACAGGUUCUCAGUCAUGUUUUGGAAGAAGCUGAAGACUCAGAGAAACAAGACCCAGAUGAGCAGAGCUAUAGUAGCAGCACUUCUGAACCACAUAUAUCCUCCACUAGAGAGCUAUCAAGAAACAUCAUCCAAGGUAUCAGCUGUGCUUUCAGCUUGAAGAAUGAAGAGGAAGAGCCUUGGGCAGAUGGUGGCAGUGGUGAGCCGACACAUUCAUGUCGCCAGAGAGUGUUGUCUACAACUGGAGUCAUGUCCCCAACCAGAAGUCUGACUUCCACCAGUAUGAAAAAUGAAAAGGCCCAGGGUUACCUUCUAAAGACAAAUAAAUGCAGUCUUGAAAGUUUUGGAAUCUCUUUUUUAAAAAAGAAAUUUUGCAAGAAUUCAGUUUAACAAUUAGCCUUUUAAAUAGCCUUGC
Molecule: messenger RNA, 1035 nt
Organism: Callithrix jacchus (white-tufted-ear marmoset)
Lineage: Eukaryota; Metazoa; Chordata; Mammalia; Primates; Cebidae
Gene: FIGLA
Product: folliculogenesis specific bHLH transcription factor
Biological process (GO): developmental process; regulation of transcription by RNA polymerase II
Molecular function (GO): DNA-binding transcription factor activity, RNA polymerase II-specific; protein dimerization activity; RNA polymerase II transcription regulatory region sequence-specific DNA binding
Source: RefSeq, a predicted model, not a curated record